Molecule: messenger RNA, 1728 nt
Organism: Mesorhabditis belari
Lineage: Eukaryota; Metazoa; Nematoda; Chromadorea; Rhabditida; Rhabditidae
Source: the annotation of a GenBank genome assembly
AUGUCCCGUCCUCCGUCAGCUCGUCCAAAAACGUCAGCUGGUAGAGCUCCGUCAGCUCGACAACGCCCGCAAACUGCUGCCCGGCCACCAACAAGUGGAGGAAAUGGUGGAAUUUUGAUCGGAGGUGGUCAGCGACCGGAAAGUCGAUCAAGUGUCUCAAGAGGACCUGCAAGUGAGCCGAGAUUAGCCUCUCGUUCGGGUUUACCGGCACCUCGAGUGCCAACUGCAGCCAGGAAUGAUGUAGGGCCUACCGAUCGACCGAUGAGCGGGGCAAUGAUCCGUCCAAUGUCCUCGGCGGCUCGUCCAAUCACUCAACAGGGCCUCGUCGGCGCGAGAACGGCAAGCAGAAUGGGCACAGCGAGCCAACGUCAAGUCUUUGACAAAAGCUAUUACAUCGGUGUGCUGAAGUCAAGAAUCAGUGCUUUAAAUCAAGAGAUCGGAAAGCUGCAAUCAGUCGCUGCAAAAGGGGAAAAGGAUCGGAAUGAGCUGGGAAUCUAUGAGAAACAAGCUGAAGAGAGCGCGAUCGGGAUCAAAGAGUUGCAGGGAAGGCUGGCUGAUUUGAAUAUGGUGGUUGAGAGGAUGCACACGAGCUCUGAGCUGGGCGAUAUUGAUCUGGAAGCGCGGGAAGUCAGAGGGAAAGCUGAUCAGAUUGCUUUAAGUGUUGAAGAGCUGUUUGCCGAGCGUCGAAAUCGUGAGACGCACAUCGAGAGGUUAUUUGCCGAAAUCGAUGAGCAAAAGAAGUUGAAUCAAGCCGUUAUUGCUUCAAUGGAGGCAAACAUUCGAGAGAAAUACGAGGAUCGACAACGCGCUGCCGCAGCUUUGAGAGAUCAAUUGGAGGGAAAGGAAAAUGAGCUAAAAGACAUGGACAGACAGCGGAUUUCCCUUGAACAAGAGCUUCACGCAUCGCCUUUAAAGCAGAAAGCGAUUGAAUUGCGUGAACGUUUACUUGAAGAGGAGUUGCGCGAGUUCGACAAUGAGAUCGACGUGCUAACAGGCGAGCAAAACGAGCGCUACAUUGAGUUGAAGCGAAAAGAGCAACAAAUGAGUGAAUUCCUCUCGACUUUCGACGAGCAAAAGAGAUUAUCUCUUAUGGAACUGGAAGAGCUCUCCGAAGCGGUUGUACAGAAUUUGAAGCGAAUCGCCACAAAUCUCGCAAAAGUAAACAUUGGCAGUCAAGUGACUGGAAUGGAUCCAUCCGGUGAUCGAGGCGAAUUCGCGUCCGCCUCAACAAACGAAUUGAAAGAAGUGCAUGUACGGUUGCAAGAAGAGAUGAUCUCACUGGGGGAAAUGGAGGAAGUACUUCGAAAUGAGAUUGAAACGCUAAAGACGAGAAUCGACGAGACAAACGAGCAGACAAGGCAAUUCUCGGAUUCGGCUCAACUCGAGAAAGACGUCGAGCUGAAUUCACGGAAACUUUCUGAGCGUCAUGCUCGUUUGGAGCGUUCGGUUCCUGAGAUCGAAGGUCAUCAAACACAAAUGGAGAGUCAAUUCGAGGAAUUGAUGCAAAGAUUGGAAAGAAGUGAAGCGUAUAGAGUGCUAACAAAUGCUCAAAAACGUUUGGAAGUGAUCGCCAGAGAGACGGCUGAGACAAGGAACAGCUUCGAGAGGAGCGAACGCGAGACAAACUUCAUCCCAGUCAAGGAAAGGACGCUUCACCUCCAAAAAGAGUACAACGAGAUUUUGGCGGCGUUGACGCUUGGUCAAAAAAUUCCUUAUUAUCAAAAUGUU